UUUCAUUUGAUGAAGAUUGUUGGGUUUUUGAAAAUACAUCCGAACAGCUGAUGUGAUGGAAUUGAAAAAAUAUUUUCGCAAUGCAAAUUUGUUCCAGACUAUAUAGCAUGUCCUUAGUCUGAUAAAUAGUCUUGUUGAUUUGAGUAACCCAAAGACUUUGUUAACGUCACUGCAGAGAGAUUACGUGGUGAUGGCGUGCUUAUAACUAUUUACCAAGUAAUAAAGAAGGGUUAGUGUUGAUAACAUGCGGUAACUACUCGUCAGUGCUGGUAGAAGUUAAUUAUGGCACCAGUCAAGGAAAACACAACAACUCGCAAAGGUCACGCCUCCACGACCUGACCUCAAAGAGCGUCCCAUGUCCUACCGGAGUUCGAAGGUGACUUGGUGUUUGACCUUUUCGCUCGACUCCUUCAGCUUGACCCUCACGAUGUCACGCAAAGGGUCCACGCUCGCCAUGCCCCAGCGGUUCGCGAGGGCGGGUCGAGUAAGCAGACCGUCGAACGAGCCCAUGUCGAUAGAGGCCAUCAGGGAACGCCGCGCCCGCCUCGAGUCCAUGCUCUCCUCCAACAACUUCCGCCUGCCGCCCUUGAAGACACCGUCCAGCUCCUCCUCGAAGACGCCGGUCGUGCAGCAACCGUCGAGGCCGUCCUCGAGGACCCCCCUCCCAGACAUCGGAAGCAGCCGUCCGGGGUCGCAAGAGAGCGCCCAGGAGAAGAAGGCGGAGAAGCAGAAGGAGAUGACGAAGGCGAAGGAGAAGGAGAAGGAGAGGGAGAAGGAGAAGGAGAAGGAGAAGGAGGAAGUGAAGGAGAAAGAGGAAGAGAAGGAGACGGGAGAGCUGAGGACGGAGACGAAGGAGCGACACGAACAACAGCAAGAGGAGAUGAUGGAGAGGAUGAGGAAGCAGAUGCAAGAAUUGAUGCAACAGCAGAUGCAAGAGCUCAUGCAGAGGCAGAUGCGAGACAUGCAGACGCUCCUUGAACAGCAGAUGGAACAUAGGAUAAAUUAUACCCAAAGGAUAGGCGAGGUUUCAAGCCGUGGGAAGUCGGGUGACGGCGCAAAGGAACAGGGGAAGAAAGACCAAGCAGGGAAGAAAGAGGAGAAGGAGAAAGAGAAAGGGGAGAAGGACAGAAGGGAAGACGAAUCGAAGGCAAAGAGCAAGGAGGAGGAAUCAUCGAAGACAAAGGGAGGUAAUCAACAAUCGGGUAAAAAGAAGAGAGAACUGAAGAGAAAGAAGGACGAAGAAGAUAAGAGGAAGGAAUUAGAAGACGAGUUAGUGAAGAAAUUUCAAGAAAGGAACAAAGUCGUCCAUAGCGCCAAGAUGAGAGAGACGCCACUUUAUUCCGAUGAUGCCUUCUUGCCCGGAGAUAAUUACACAGUCGACGUUGACUAUCGUCCAGGCUUCUUGCCAAAGGCCUUCACUCCCGAGCAACUAUCCUGUGCCACGGCCCCACAGACACCCUUCACUGAGGAACAUCCUGUGCAGUAUCCUGGCAACGAGCAACAUGUAUCGGAAGAUAAUGAGGAACUGCAGAGGGCAGAUGAUGAACAGCAGGUUUCAGAAGAGGAGGAGAAGCAGAAGGACGAAAACGAAGAGGACAAAGAAAACGAAAACGGAGAAGAAAAAGACCAAGAAAAAGAAGAAGACCCUAAGACGGAAGGAGAAAAGCCACAAGACGACGAAGACGAAGAGGGAGACAGCGACGAAGAGGACAUAUCGGACGCGAAAGAUGACAUAGUGGAAGGGUUGAAGAGCCAGGACAAGAGGCGCCAGCUGGUCUGCGCCGAAAAAGCCCGCCAUCUGCUCUCCUCGCCCCGCCCGCCGCUCAACCAGCUGAUCGCCGCCGGCAUUCUCCCGCCCCUGGUCCUGUGCAUGGCCAGGCAGGACGCUCCGGAGCUACAGCUGGAGUCCGCGUGGGCUGUGACCAACAUAGCGUCAGGGAAGUCGAAACACACCAACGCUGUCGUGGACGCGGGCGCCAUCAAGGUCCUCAUCCAGCUGCUGAGUUCGAAAAACACGGGCGUGAGAGAGCAGGCGGUGUGGGCGUUGGGGAACAUCGUGGGCGACGGACCGGAGUGCAGAGACCAGGCGAUUGCAGAGGGUCUCGUCAAACCGCUGGUCGGCCUCCUCAGCGUCACUACGCCUGCAUCCAUCGCGAGGCAGGUGUGCUGGGUCAUCACCAACCUCUUUCGGGUCAAACACCCAGUUAUCUCGCCGGAAGAGAGGAAGAUGUGCGCCGAAGCUAUCAGGAGACUCGUGUCACACUUCGAUGCUAAGGUGCAAGCUGACUCCCUGUGGGCGGCGGCCUACUUCGCUGACAUGGGGUCUGGCAGCAUCGACGAGCUGAUCGAGUGCGGCGCCGUGAAGGACAUGGUGCAGCGCCUCUAUUCGCAGGACGACAAGGUGGUCACGGCGGCACUGAGGGCCACGGGCAGCAUCGCGGCGGGGGCCAACCACCAGACCGAGGCAGUGGUGACGUCAGGAGCGCUGCCCAUCUACAGGGACCUCCUCGGCCAUUCCAACGCCGGAAUAGCCAGCGAAACGGCGUGGAUUCUCUCGAACGUGACAGCUGGAACCCCGAGCCAGAUACAGAUGGUGAUUGAUGUGCAGGUGGUCCCCGCUCUCAUGACGGCGGUUGAGAAGCGCAAUGAGGAGCUACAGAAGGAGGCGUCUUGGGCGCUUUGCAACAUGGUCUCGGGCGGCACGGAGGAGCAGAUCUCGAUGCUGGUGUCCUUGGGCACCGUCUCCUCCUUCUGCCACUUGCUCAAGUCUCAGGACAUGGCGCUGGUCAUGCUGGGUCUGGAGGCCAUCAGUAACGUGUUUACGAAAUCCCAGAACGAGGAGGCGACCGCCCGCCUGGUGGAGGGCGUGGGCGGCCUCGAGACCCUGCGAGGCCUUCAGUCGAGCCAGGACCCGAAGGUGGCGCAGACGGCCUCCACGCUGCUCGCGCUCUUCUUCAGCAGCAGCAGGAGGAGCAGCUACGGAUACUAAUAGGGGAGGGGGGCUGUGCGGGGGCGGAGCAGCUUUGUUUUUCUGAUAUGUUUGUCGAAUCACGGAUGUCGCUUUA
Molecule: messenger RNA, 3065 nt
Organism: Penaeus chinensis
Lineage: Eukaryota; Metazoa; Arthropoda; Malacostraca; Decapoda; Penaeidae
Product: importin subunit alpha-3-like
Exons: 16
Coding region: 356-2989 (877 amino acids)
Biological process (GO): NLS-bearing protein import into nucleus
Cellular component (GO): nucleus
Molecular function (GO): protein binding; nuclear import signal receptor activity
Source: RefSeq, a predicted model, not a curated record